UCUUUAACACUUUAACGCGUUUAAAUGGCGAUCGACUAUACUAUAUAUUUCUAAACUUGUAACAUUAUUAUAAUUUAUAUAGCUAGUGGGUACUUAUAAAAGCGAUUUUCAAGUGGAAUGAGAAUGUUGGUACAUGGUAGGCGGUGAGUAGGGGUGUAUGUUUGCCGGUUUAGAUAACGUUCGCCGCGUCUGCGUCGCGUCUGUUGUUGUAGUCUGUUCAUUGUCAUCUUAUCGUCAGCGUUUGUUUGGUUCGAAAAAACGUUGAUAUCACUGUCGAGCAUUCAGACGCACCGCAGCCAAUAAUCGCCAUUAGUCGCCGUACAAACAGAAAGGGAACAGAACCACGCAUCGGGGAAAAAGCCGAAAGAGUGUGACCGUUUCAAACGUAAGAGUGUUGUCAUUUGUAUCGAAAAACGACAACUACAACGACAAAAUGGCGGGCGGCGUCAUACUCGAAAACUUGAGUGGAAAAAAGCUGUUCGUGCUCGUAUCAUCGUUGCUCUUUUGCCAGCUCGCGUGUUUCCUGAUCGGUGGACUCGUAGCUCCGACACCGUCCGCCACCGAUAUGGUGUUAGCCACAAAGUGUUUGUACAAUGACAGCAAUCCUUGGUCGUACAUCAGGGGCGAUGGAAAAUGCUUCUCAUACCAGUCGGACAUAUACAAAGAUAGCCCUGUCGCCAACACGAUGGCCAAUGAUAUUAUAUUCACUUUUCAGAUACCUACUCCACGCAGUGGUCAGAUAUUGCAUUAUUCUCGAUGGCAACAGUAUCUCAUAGGAGUCCUCAAUUUUGACAUUGAGUAUCAUAUUGACACUAAAAUGGAUCGUAAUCUUGAGUUGACGUUGGAUACCAAACUUGGCUAUCGUAAUGUGCUCGACAAGGAUGGCGAUUGGAAAUUAUUUGCUUCUUCUGUUGAGAAGCGUAAUCUUGAUUGUGUUUCAGAAGAGAAAAUAGAUGGUCAUAAUUAUCAAUGUGGAUUAGUACCGCUUUUUGAACUCGGAUCAUUACAUUAUGAUUUUUAUUUAAUCAACAUAAAAAUACCAGUGGAUGAGGUGAAGGGAAUAAACUUUGGUUUAGGACAUCUAAAAGAUGUUUGGCUUGUGGUUAUUAAUCAAAAUGGCGGUUUUACCAGUGUAUGGCUUUACAUGAAGACAAUAUUUUUCCCGUUUAUUGUUGCAAUAAUGAUAUGGUUUUGGAACAGAGUUCAUAUGCUGGCCCGCAAACCAGUUUUGCUUGAACGCAUGUUGAUGACUAUUGGUUUUGCACUAACUCUUUUGAAUCUUCCUGUUGAAUUUUUGACAUUAAUUUAUGAUAUGCCAUACAUGUUGCUUUUGCAAGAUAUAAGACAAGGUAUAUUUUAUGCCGCAUUACUUUCAUUCUGGUUGAUUUUUGCUGGUGAACAUCUUAUGAUCCAGGAUUCUCAACAAAAAAAUCUGCAGACAUAUUGGAAACAUUUAAGUGCAGUUGCUGUUGGUUGUAUUUCACUUUUUGUAUUUGACAUAUGUGAAAGAGGAGCACAAUUAAAAAAUCCUUUUUACUCCAUAUGGGCAACCAAUACUGGCACAAAUUUAGCUUUAACGUUUAUAAUAUUAGCAGCAAUAUCUGGCGGAAUGUACUUUUUAUUCUUAUCAUACAUGAUAUGGAAAGUUUUCUGUAAUAUAAGUGUUCGAAGGUCAGCAUUGCCAUCUAUGUCAAAUGCCCGAAGGUUACAUUAUGAAGGCAGUAUUUAUAGAUUUAAAUUUUUGAUGAUAGCUACACUAUUAUGUGCUGCCUUAACUGUAAUUGGAUUCAUAUUGGGACAGGCUUCAGAAGGACAUUGGAAAUGGAACGAAACUAAUAAUCUAAACUAUGCAUCAGCGUUUUUGGUUGGAGUCUAUGGAAUGUGGAAUAUUUAUAUAUUUGCACUCAUUGUUCUUUACUCUCCUUCUCAUAAGCACUGGCCAUCAGAAAUUGAUGUGAACAACAGUUCCAGUGACACAAUUGAAUUUAGCCGUCUUCCUACUGAGCCAACAGAAAUGUCAUCUCUGGCUUCAUUCUCUAGGAAAUCUGCUUUUGACUGAAUAUCCAAAUGCCAUGACAUCUUCCUAUAUGAUAAUUUUAAGUUCAUCAUGACAUUUUAUUUUUUUCCUCAUUUAUUAUAUUUAGGUGUGUGAUAGACAAACACAGUACAAUUAAAGUUAAUUUAAAUUUAAGAUCUUAUUUACAGCAGUAUUAUUUUGUAUUUUUUUUUGUACUUUUUUACAGUAUUUUUUUUUUAGUAAGAUAAUACUCUUUUUUAUAACUACUUAUUUUUAGUACUGCAUAUUUAUAACGAACGACAUUUAAAAAAAAGAUUAUGCAUUUAUUAUUGUAUGUAUAUAUGUAUUGUUUAAAUUACCUGCUUAGAUUAUUACUAAUUUAAAUUUAUAUACUUUUUUUUAGUUACAUUAAAGUAUUGGUAAAUUUAUACUUGGAUUAAGCUAUACAUUUUUUAUUUUUCUGUUACUAAUCUAGAAAAUAAUGUAUAGUUUUUACUCUAAAGAUUUGUCACUACUAAUUCUUUUUUAACUGGCAAUAGUACCUAACAUUGCCACCUUAUCCUUUUGUCCAUUUUGAUUCAUGAAUUUUUUUUAUAAAUUACCAACAUAUCAAUUAAUAUUUAUUAAGAAUUUAGAAUAAAAAAACAUACCAAUCUACUCUACAUUGAAAAUACUAUAGAAAUUCGCUAGACUAAACCGGUUUAAAAUUAUCCCACAUUAUCCCGCACCGGGAUAAUGAACCAUGUAAAUGAUAUGGUCCAAACAUCCCGGUGCAUUAUUUUUCACACCGGUUUAGUCUAGCAAAUUUCUACACUUACUGUAUAAUAUCUUAAUGAUAGUAUUAAGUAAUAACACCUGUUGCAUGCCAAAACCAACAAUUGUUAAAUGGAUUAAAUUAACCUAAGUUAAAAUAAUCAUUACAUUUUACUAAGUAUAUAUUAUAUAAAUAAAAUAUCAUAAUUUUUCAAAAUGUAUGACUCAUGACAUAUGUGUAAGUUAUUUUUAGUUUAUACUAGCCCAUUACAGUUUGAGUAAUUUAUUCUAUAUAAUAAAACACAUAUUAUAAUGUA
Acyrthosiphon pisum (pea aphid) is the source of this 3087-nucleotide messenger RNA. It is a transcript of the gene wls, whose product is annotated as Wnt ligand secretion mediator. Gene Ontology annotation, cellular component: organelle membrane; endomembrane system. The record is from RefSeq and is a predicted model, not a curated record. The coding region runs from base 434 to 2059 and encodes 541 amino acids. Gene Ontology annotation, molecular function: Wnt-protein binding. Gene Ontology annotation, biological process: Wnt protein secretion; intracellular protein transport; Wnt signaling pathway. The transcript is spliced from 12 exons. Lineage: Eukaryota; Metazoa; Arthropoda; Insecta; Hemiptera; Aphididae.